AUGAGACACCAGACACAGACGGUGUUCUGGCUUCAACGACGGUUGGCCAGCGACGCUAGGUCCGACUCCAUGCUGAAACUGGUGUCGUACUUGAAGUCUCCGUCAACAGUCCCCUCGAUACCCAAUAAAAUCGCUCUGCCCAGCUCGAUCGAAGAGAGAGAAAACUACAGGAACCCGUUUGUAUGGUUUCGACUUAACGACACCUUGAACGUUGCUCUGGAUUCGAAAAAACAUAGAUCAUCCUACUACGACCUCGUGACCGUUAAGGACAAGGUCUCCAGAAGUCCCAAGUUCACCAAUCUGGGUGUUCUGCAGAUGGUGGCUUCAAAGACAGGCAGAAUCGCAGGAAAAGCAUUGGACACUGUUCCGAGCACAGCUUUGCACCAACAGACCCAGUUACCAUCGGAGAUCCGCGACAAAGUCGUCGAGAUGUCGUCCAGGGUCGAUGUCCCGGAAAUCCUAGAGUUCCUCACCUCAACGCUCGACCGAUACACCCACGCAACGCUUGUCUGUGGUCUCCUGACACUCAGCGAGCAGAUAAGUCCCGAGUUUGAGCAGAAAGUGGUUAGCGUCUGCUGCCAAUCGCUGGAAUUCUACGACAAUGCCGAACUAACCAAUAUUUUCAAUGCAUUAAUGAAUCUAAACAAGCACAGCUACAUCCAACAAGUUAUUGACCAGCUCAACCAAUCCAACCCGACACAGAGCUUCACAAGCGAAUGCCCGUUGCAGUUGCAAUCCCAGCUGUUGGAGUUUGCCAUUUUUCACAACGACUUUCGUCUUGCUGCUCAACUCCUGGUAUCGCUUCUGGAAAGAGACCUGGUUCCGUCCAGUGCUGUUGUGGAAAGUUAUAUUUCGCUCAUUAAUAACACGGCAAACGCAAUCCAAGCAGACUUUGAGAGCAGGAAACUGGUUUUCAUGGCGUUUAUGAAACCUCUUGGAUCUGCGUUCAAGUUCCAACACGAGCCAAUCUCGGCAGUUUCUGUCGAGUCCAUCUUUAGCUGGUUCAACGAGCAGGAACUGUUCUGGGGACUCGAGUACUUCCACCGUGUGCGUGCUAAAGCCGAAGAGAUCAACAACAUAGCAGUGACACACUUCUCCAGAUUGAACGCAGACGGUUCUUCUAUGCAGAACGCUGUUUCGCUAACGUCUCUGAUCGGACAUCUCAAACACUAUAAUUUUGCUCCGUUCGACGACAGCUUCAAGAAAGCAGUGCUGACGCUGUAUUGUCAGUACCAAUCGCCGGUUGCCGCACAGAUGUGGCUGCAGCAACUUGAAACUCCGUUGACUAGCGAAGAAAAACGGUUCCUUGUUGACGAGAUCUCGAAAACCAGACCAGAUUCCUCGAUAGCCGACAAACAGCAUAUAGAUUUGUUCAUAGACUCGAUAAAUGGCUCAUAG
Ogataea philodendri is the source of this 1398-nucleotide messenger RNA. RefSeq lists its product as uncharacterized. The record is from RefSeq and is a predicted model, not a curated record. Bases 1 to 1398 code for a protein of 465 amino acids. NCBI's taxonomy places the organism in Eukaryota, Fungi, Ascomycota, Pichiomycetes, Pichiales, Pichiaceae. The transcript has a single exon.